GGGGGCGGCGGGAGGAGGAGCGGGAGGCGGAGGAGGCGGAGGAGGCAGGGCCGCCCCGCGCCCCGCGCCCCGCGCCCGCCCGCAGCUCGCGGCCCGGCGCCGCGGCUCCGAGUCCCUGUGCGUGUCCGCCUCGGGGCCCUCUCCGCGCGUCCCUGCCUCUGCGCAUCCCCCCGGCCCCAACCCCGUCCCUGUGUCCCUCGAGUCUCAGGGACUCCCCGUGCCCGUCCUCUGGGUCUCUGUCCCCCCCCGCCCCGCCCUCACCCCCAGGGACCCCAGGCAUCUCUCCCUACCCCGCGCCCGCCCCGGCGCCCCCUCCCCAGGACGCCGCGCGGCCAUGGCUGCGGGAUCCGAACUUUGAACACUUCUCCCGGACCGGAGCGGAUGCGCAAAGCCCGCAAAGGCCGGCUCCGCCAUGGACUGUAGCUGCGUCUCCGACCUGCUCUUCGCCCCGCCCGCCCUGCCGGCUCUCUGGACCCCCGGGUUCGCCUUCCCGGACUGGGCCUACAAGCCGGAGUCGUCCCCUGGCUCGAGGCAGAUCCAGCUGUGGCACUUCAUCCUGGAGCUGCUGCAGAAGGAGGAGUACCAGGGCGUCAUCGCCUGGCAGGGAGACUACGGGGAGUUCGUCAUCAAGGACCCGGACGAGGUGGCCCGGCUCUGGGGCAUCCGCAAGUGCAAGCCGCACAUGAAUUACGACAAGCUGAGCCGGGCCCUGCGCUACUACUACAACAAGCGCAUCCUCCACAAGACCAAGGGGAAGAGGUUCACCUACAAGUUCAACUUCAGCAAAGUCGUGCUCGUCAAUUACCCACUGCUGGAUGUGGCCGCGGCUGCCACCGGAUCCCCACUCCUGCUGACCCCCGGUCCCUUUGGAGGGACCCCCGGGCCAGAUGCUCCCCCCCUCACCCCUGAGACCCUGCAGACCCUGUUCUCUGCCCCACGCCUGGGAGAGCCGGGGGCCCGGACGCCCCUGUUCACCCCCGAGACGGACAAGCUGCGUCUGGACAGCCCUUUCCCGUUCCUGGGCUCUGGUGCCACCGGCUAUUCCAAGCCCCCCGGCCUGCUGGGCCCCUACGGCCGCGCCUUUCCUGAGUACCCCUGGAACUUUAACCCAUACCUCGCGGGCCCUUUCCCCAAACUGCCGCCGUCUCUAUACCCCCCGCACUUCUACCCCAACCCUCUGGCCACUUCCCUGGGCCACCUGCCCUCGGCAGGGGCAGGCGCGGGCGGAGGCCCGGCAGCCGCGCCCCUGCUGGCUGCCACAGGGGAGAGCCUGGGUCCCGAGCGUCCCUCAGGCCUGGCAGCGGCCCCCCGCCUGGCGCUGCCAGGGGCCGGGGGUCCAGAGGGGGGGCUGGGCGGGAAGGAGGACAGCGACUCGGAGCUGGAGAUCACAGACGUCAGCGGCUGCAGCUCCGACAGCGAGGGCGACGAGGGCCUCCCGGCGCCCCCCAAGGCCAAGGCAGGCAAAGGGGGUGCUGGCAGCUGAGCAGGCGCAGGCCGACGGAUUCUGCGAGGCGGGGACCUGGACGGCUGCACCUGCAGCCUGUUCUGUUUGCUGUGUCCUCGAUGCCCACCAAGGCCCAGGCCCCGGGCUGGGCCCGUCGCCGCCCCAGUCUCCUUCCCCAGCCCCCUGCAGAGGGGAGGGAGCAGGACGGCCUCCAGCCCUCUCCCCAGGCUCCACAGUUGGAGGGGGUCCCCGCCUGGCCCUGCUCCCCAAGUGCAAUACGGCGCUCAGCCUCCCCGUCCUCCCCGUGCUGUGACCCGCGUGCUUGUGUAGCCGUGUCUCUGACCCCCUGUGCCCACCCGAGUCCUCACCCUUCCCGACAGGCCUCCCUGGGGCAGGGAGCUCAGAGCAAUAACCCCGCCCCCAGCCCCGGCCCAGGAGGGGCCCCCUCCCCACCAGCUGCCCACGAACCCCUACAGCCACCUCCAGAGAGUUUACUACAAAAAUAAAAGACGAGUGAGA
Messenger RNA from Oryctolagus cuniculus (rabbit), 1963 nucleotides. Lineage: Eukaryota; Metazoa; Chordata; Mammalia; Lagomorpha; Leporidae. The record is from RefSeq and is a predicted model, not a curated record.